Messenger RNA from Trachymyrmex septentrionalis, 1315 nucleotides. RefSeq lists its product as uncharacterized. Bases 278 to 727 code for a protein of 149 amino acids. Lineage: Eukaryota; Metazoa; Arthropoda; Insecta; Hymenoptera; Formicidae. The record is from RefSeq and is a predicted model, not a curated record. The transcript is spliced from 2 exons.
GGAUAACAUGAUGUCUCAAUGCGAUUGGCCAAUGGACUAAUCAGCCGAUUAAAGCCCGUAAAUCAUUAGCAACGAAUGGCGGACGUUGUAUGACGAAUGUCGUAGUGUGAAUCCUACAUUUUAAGUGAUUACAAGUUGGGUUCGUUCGGAGCAAUCCCGAGCAGCUCCCGAGAGAACAAAACGAACAAUACUUAAGUAAACAUGGUUAUGGGGUCUAUUCUUUGUGACUGAACUGGGCUGAACUAAUGCACUUUUGGAAUUUAAAGUGAGAUAGAAAAUGUCUUGGCUCUUUGGCAAAAAGAAACACAAGGAUUCACCUCCUGAAAGGGAUGAGCAAGAGGAACAACCUUCCACAGAUCUAGGAGAUGAAUUCAUAGUAAUUGAAAGAAGAAGGCCCUCCUUGCCACCUAAUGUUGGUGAUCACAAUACUCCUUAUCCUAAUAGAUUAUAUCCAUUUAUUGAUGGAACGGCAAUGAACCCUACAAUAUCAGAUGGUAAUUUACCAAAACUGACUCAACAACUUGAUGCUCCACAUUAUCUAAGUGAUGUACCAUUUAAGUUAUGUAAACAGUUGCAAAGUAACAUGAAUAGUGAUUUGGAGAUAGACAGUCUACGAAUUAGCGAAAUAAUGUCUUUCAUUGAAAGAUUAGAGAAUCAGAAUUACAAUUAUGAUUUCUCUCUUGAAACUGGAGUUAUUACAGAAAUGGAUAGCAGAACUACCGACUAACUUGAAACUUUUUUGAGUCUUAUUUUUAUAUACGUAAUGAGAAAUAUGUAAAUUUUACAAAUCAAACUUAUAGCCUGUAAGAAUUACACUGACUUGGGUUGGAUUAAUGAUUGCAUUGCUUUCCUAUUGGUAGAAUAUGAUAGAGCAUUAAAUUCAACCCAAGUAUAAACUCGCUCAGUUGAAAAUGCUAUUCGAUGUAUACAUAUGUAUCUUUUAAUUAUAUACACAUAUAAUAAAAUUCAUUUUAAAACAAAUAUCGCAUAGUAUACUAAUGCUAUAGUAUAGUGAUGCGCAAUCUGCGGCCUAUUUGUGGUCCUCUGAUUUACAACCAAAAAUAUAAAAUCAUAUUUUCUAUUUUAUGCAAACGAAAUAAACGUGAAAAUGUUCCUUUGAAGGUAGCCCUUAAAAAAAGGUUGUGUAUCACUGCUAUAGAAAACGUAGUAGUUAAAUUUCAUCUUUCUAUUCUACACAGGCAUUUUUUCGAAAAUGAUCGUAUUUUUCAUAUAAGAACAAAUAGAAACGUGACAUUUUAAAUAGUUACAAGAAUAAUUAAUACACGAAUAUUUAAUUUUUAAUAAGAAAAUUAGU